This is a messenger RNA of Etheostoma cragini (Arkansas darter), 1056 nucleotides long. Its product is annotated as apolipoprotein A-IV-like. The transcript is spliced from 4 exons. The coding region runs from base 19 to 864 and encodes 281 amino acids. Gene Ontology annotation, biological process: reverse cholesterol transport; cholesterol homeostasis; cholesterol efflux. Lineage: Eukaryota; Metazoa; Chordata; Actinopteri; Perciformes; Percidae. The record is from RefSeq and is a predicted model, not a curated record. Gene Ontology annotation, molecular function: phosphatidylcholine-sterol O-acyltransferase activator activity; cholesterol binding; phospholipid binding. Gene Ontology annotation, cellular component: chylomicron; extracellular region; high-density lipoprotein particle.
GCCUAUAUAUACUGAGUCAUGAUCUGUGCAGGACGCACACACACAGAAUUCAACAGCUCGAAGCUCAUCCACACAGCUGCAGUGUCAGUCAUGAAGGUCCUCGUGGUGCUCGCCCUUGCAGUUUUUGCUGCAGGUUGCAAUGCCAACGUCGUGUGGCAAGGCCAGCCCAUGCAGCAGGUCGACUUGGUAAAAGAUGCUUUCUGGGAGUACGUCGCCAAGGCAACUGUGACUGCAGAGGACUCCCUGAAGCAGAUCAGACAGUCUGGGCUGGGAAAGGAAGUGAACACCCUCAUCUCUGAGAGCACCGAGGCCGUUAACAAGCUCACCAACGCUCUCCGUACUCAGGUCGCUCCUCUGACCCAGGACCUCCUGUCUAAGUUUUCCCAAGAGGCCGAGCAGCUGAAGAACCGUCUGGAGAAAGAUCUGACCACCGUGGGAAGCAGCCUGCAGCCCUACACCGAGGAGCUGGUCGCUGACCUCCAGAGGCAGUUGGAGGCGCUGAAGAAGGACGCGGCCCCCUUCGCUGAAUCCAUGGACGCCGAGGCCCUGAAGGCCGUCCUGCUGCAGAAGAGCCAGGAGCUGAAGGGGCAGGUGGAUAGGAGCAUGAGUGAGCUGCAGGCCCUGAUGGUUCCCUACACCGAGGAGAUAAGGGAGAAGAUGGAGCAGAGCCUGGAGGAGUUUCAGAGGAGCAUGAUGCAGCAAGUCCAGAGCUUUGAGACCCAGCUGAACCAGAAAACCCAGGAGAUCCAGCAAAACAUGGCUCAGAGAGGAGAGGAGCUGAGGGCCAAGCUGGACGUGGAUGCCCAGAACCUGAAGAUGCAGCUGACUGCUCUAUGGGAGUCCUUCACUAAGAUGACCCAGUAAAUGAAAUAAUGUUGGUUUUUACUCUGUUGAAUCAGGGUUGUAUUUAUGGGAAUGGAAAAAAAAUACCUCAUUUUGUAUUUUUCUGUAAAUGAAGAUGCUCUAAAAGGAAUAACGUCAGUAUUUCCUCUGAUAUGUUACUGUUUACAACUAUAAGAUUUAAUCUAUAAAACAACAAUAAAUAGGUUUAAUGUA